GUUUUUGAGGAUGUCGCGCGACUGCAACUUCUUGGUCGUUGGCGGUGGGAUUGCUGGCGUUAGUUGUGCCGAAACAUUGGCCAUAUGCUGCCCCUCAUCGUCCAUUUUGCUGCUCACUGAAUCCAGCAUUGUGAAGAGUGUUACCAAUCUCGUGCCCGUCGCCCGCUAUCUUCACAAAUUCGAUGUGCGGGAGAAAGAUGUCAACGAAAUUGGCGCCAGCAUAGCAACAAUUGUGGACCAACUGGAGUACAUCAACAGCCGGGAACACUGGGCACGCACCAAGACGGGUGUUAUACUAAAAUAUCGAUACAUCUGCGUGUGCACCGGAGGAUCACCAAAGUUAUUCAAUUCCGGCCAUGCCGAGUCACGCAUCAUUGGCAUCCGCGAUACUGAUUCCGUGUUGGAACUCCAAAAGAGACUGCUCACAGCCAAGGAUGUCUUGAUUCUGGGCAAUGGCGGCAUUGCCAGUGAGCUGGCCUACGAGCUGAAGGAUGUUAAUGUCCACUGGGUGGUGAAAGAUUCGCAUAUAUCCGCCACUUUUGUGGAUCCGGGAGCUGCGGAGUUCUUCCAGCUGGCCAGGAGUGAGCUGGAGAAGCCAACAAUCACGGAAACUGCCAUUAAACGGAUGCGCUAUGGUGAACUCACGCCCCCAGACAAGAAGGAGAGUAAGCAAGGAGCCGCUUUGGGUCCGGACUGGCACAGCAAUUACGAUUUGAGUGGCGGUUCAAAAGAUGCGGGCAAAGUACUGCCGAAAAUGUACUACAAAUCGAAUAUAGCGGAUUACCAUAUGCUCCCAGAGGAAGGAAGACUUAGUAUUAAGUUGAGCCACGACGAUGGUAGCACGGAGAAGCUGACCUGUGAUUUUAUUGUGUCUGCAACUGGUGUCCAGCCACGGCAUGAGUUUGCAACUGAUUUCCCGCCAAAAUUAGCAGACGAUGGCGGGCUUUCUGUGGAUGAAAUGAUGAGGACCGAUUUGCCAGAUGUCUAUGCGGCGGGCGAUGUCUGUUCUGCAGCGUGGGAGCCUGCUCCCCACUGGUUCCAAAUGCGCCUGUGGACACAGGCCAGGCAAAUGGGUUCUAUGGCUGGACGCAGUAUGUCCGCCGCUUUCGAGGGAGAGCCCAUCUAUCAGGACUUUUGUUUUGAGCUCUUCGGGCAUGUGACGCAGCUGUUUGGCUACCCUGUAGUACUUCUUGGCCGCUUCAAUGGCCAGGGUCUGGGCCGUGACUAUGAACUACUGGUUCGCUGUACCCGCAACAAGGAAUACAUCAAGUUUGUGCUGCAAAAUGGAAGACUGCGCGGGGCCAUUAUGAUUGGGGACACCGAUCUGGCAGAGACCUGCGAGAAUCUUAUAUUAAAUGGCAUCGAUCUGGAGCCGUAUGGCGAUGAUAUACUUAAUCCUGAUAUUGACAUUGAAGACUAUUUUGAUUAAUUUAUUACAUUAUACAGCAUUAAAGACCAUGUAUCUUAAA
This is a messenger RNA of Drosophila persimilis, 1469 nucleotides long. RefSeq names its product pyridine nucleotide-disulfide oxidoreductase domain-containing protein 1 (gene Pyroxd1). Gene Ontology annotation, molecular function: flavin adenine dinucleotide binding; oxidoreductase activity. The transcript has a single exon. Lineage: Eukaryota; Metazoa; Arthropoda; Insecta; Diptera; Drosophilidae. The record is from RefSeq and is a predicted model, not a curated record. Bases 11 to 1429 code for a protein of 472 amino acids.